This is a messenger RNA of Ahaetulla prasina, 1834 nucleotides long. RefSeq lists its product as uncharacterized. Gene Ontology annotation, molecular function: nucleic acid binding. Gene Ontology annotation, biological process: DNA integration. The record is from RefSeq and is a predicted model, not a curated record. NCBI's taxonomy places the organism in Eukaryota, Metazoa, Chordata, Lepidosauria, Squamata, Colubridae. Bases 167 to 1789 code for a protein of 540 amino acids. The transcript has a single exon.
ACGAAACUAUAGCCAACUUGAUCGGGAGGCCUUAGCCGCAGUAGCUGGAAUCAGAAGAUUCCAUGAUUACCUUUAUGGUCGGUUUUUUUAUCUUGUAACCGACCAUAAACCAUUGUUGGGGUUGCUGGCAGGCGACCGCCAAACCCCCCAAAUUCUAUCCCCACGCAUGUCCCGCUGGGUGGAAUUCCUUGCCGCCUAUUCUUACCAACUGUUGUAUAAGCCCGGGAAAUUUAUAGGGCAUGCGGCCGCGCUUAGUCGCUGCCCUUUACCUAUAACGGAGGCCGACCCAGCCCCGACGUCCGCUGUCCUUCUUGUUGAGGACUGGGACGUUCCUGUUUCUGCUGUUGAUAUCGAGAGUUUGUCUGCUAAGGACCCAUUUCUGUCUAAAAUCAUCGAUUGGGUGAAAAGGGGUUGGCUGCGGGGAUUACUAGCUUCUGAAUUCCUUCCAUACUCCCGCCGGCAGCAUGAACUAUCGGUCCUUAAGGGGUGCCUGUUGUGGGGGAAUAGGGUAGUAGUACCCCCCAACUUGCGUAAGCGUAUCUUGAGUUGUUUGCAUGACGCCCACCCAGGAAUGGUAAGAAUGAAAGCCUUAGGGCGCAGUUACGUUUGGUGGCCGGGGAUGGAUCAGGAGAUCAAGGCCUGGGUGGCAAAUUGCCCCCAGUGCCAAGCCUCUAGAUCAGCGCCAGCUGCUGCCCCCGUCAGGAACUGGGAGAAUCCCAGAAACCCUUGGGCGCGAGUCCAUGUGGACUUCGCUGGACCUUUUUUGGGCCAAACCUUUCUAAUUCUAGUCGAUGCCUAUUCGAAGUGGGUUGAUAUUGCAUUGACACCUUCCCCCACGGCUGGAGCCGUCGUCAGGGUCCUGGAAACCCUGUUUGCCACCCAUGGACUUCCCGACGUCAUUGUCACUGACAAUGGGGCCCAAUUUACAUCGGCCUAUUUUCAGCAGUUUAUGGCACGGCUGGGUAUCCGCCAUGCCCCUACGGCUCCUUUCCACCCGGCGGGGAAUGGCCGGGCGGAAAGGGCCGUUAGGGCAGCUAAAGAAGCAUUAAGUCGCCUGGGCCCCUCCAACUGGCAUCACAAGAUCUGCCAAUACUUAUUGGCACAACAUUCAACCCCAUGCCCAGAUACUAAUCGUAGCCCGGCUGAGAUGUUGAUGGGUAGGCGCUUACGAACCACUCUAGAUCGUUUGCAUCCGAGUUUUACUCCAGAUAUACCCAGAUGCACAGAUUCCAACUAUAGGAAUUUUAGGGUGGGGGACCUGGUCUACGCAGAAAACUUCGGGGCUGACACCCGGUGGCUGCCCGGCACUAUUAUUCAAAUAACCGGACCCUAUUCUUAUAGGGUCCAACUGGGAGAUGGACGCCAGUGGCGCCGACAUAUAAAUCAGCUGCACCGAAGAAUCACAGGGCCGGCUGAUCCAUGCCCUGAGCAAAGCAUCGCUGUUUUAACACCUGACCAUUGCUUCGGGGGUCCGGUGGCCCAGCCAGACACACCACGUACUUCAACCCCCGAAGCGGUCUCGCCGGCUGCCUUACCUGCGGUUCCCGUUGCUGCAGCAUCGCCAGGGCCUUUUCCCGAUCCAGAUGUGCACUCUCCGCCCUCGGAGCAGGAUGGCAGUCCGGCUCCUCCCACUCCAGCGCCACCGAUUCAAGAACUAAGACAAUCGGGGCGGAGCCGACGGCGCCCGGCAUAUCUCGCAGAUUAUGCAUGUGCCAUCCGGAGGGUGAAGGGUGUUGUGUCCUCGGGAAUGCGACCCGAGGAGAGAAUGCCUGUUGCUAGCCGUCGCUGAUUGGUUAAAGCACGGCUAGCGUAAAGAGCCGGAAAGGGGGUUGGU